Molecule: messenger RNA, 16692 nt
Organism: Hippocampus zosterae (dwarf seahorse)
Lineage: Eukaryota; Metazoa; Chordata; Actinopteri; Syngnathiformes; Syngnathidae
Exons: 104
Coding region: 624-15827 (5067 amino acids)
Source: RefSeq, a predicted model, not a curated record
AAUGUCUGCAGGUUGGUCACGUAGAAUUUCUCGAACCAGACCUUCAAGGACGGCGCCAAAUCCCCGUGGGAUCCUCAGCUGUAUUGAUUUUUGUGCUGUGCACCCAACCUGGACUGACGUCUGCCAUUGCAGAUCUCUCCUCCACCGAACUUGUUGAGUGUCCAGAGGGAACAUACUUCUCCCACCAACAUUGUUUGGAGUGCCCCUCGGGUCAUUUCUGUCCUGGAAAUGUAUCUGCGGCUCAGAGAUGUGACUUGGGAACAUUCAAUCCAUAUACAGGGAGGAGCAGGAUUACUGACUGCAAGCCUUGUUUUCCAGGUCUGAUUACGUCUGAAGACCGUGUGGCGUGCAGGCUCUGCCCAGCAGGUUUCUCCUGCUUUCCAGCCAAUGGAAGCAUCUCAUUAUGUUCACCUGGGGAACAUUCUCCCGAAGGGAUUCUCCAGUGUCUAACAUGUCCUAUCGAUUCCAUUUGCACCUUUGGAUUUGCGCAAAAGUGUGGGACCGGAAAAGAGCCAAACAUCCAUCACACAGAGUGUAAUGACUGCCCCCCAGGCUUCUACUCUGGUGUGUGCGCUAUCAACUGCCUACAAUGUCCUGCAGGAACUUACUGUCCAGACAGUGGGAUGUCUCAGCCGCUCACAUGUCCACCUGGAUCAACUUCCACACUCGGCCAGACCUCAUGCCAUGGAUGUAAUGAUACCUCCUCAAUGUGCCGGGGAGUCAUGCCACCCCUGCGGAGGCUGUCAGACCAAAGGUCAAGUCAACCCACUGCAUGUGUACCAGGCACAUACAAACACCCACAGGAGGCUUCACUCUGUAUUGUAUGUCCAGUAGGUCAUUACUGUGAAGAAGGUAUAGCUAUACCUUGUCCUGCAGGUAGCUAUGGACCCAAAGAAGGUCUUCAGAGGCUGACAGACUGCAUAAUUUGUCCUGCAGGGUUUUACUGUCUGGAAGGGACUUCAGCUCGACCCUCUCCUCAGUUCUUGUGCCCACUGGGUUUCUAUUGUGAGGAGGGCACCGCCACCUCUCACGGGUCACCUUGCCCUGCUGGGACAGCAGGAGAACAAGUGGGUCAGACAAGUAGGACAGCUUGCAAAAGAUGUAGCGAAGGACGAUUCUGUCCUACAGGUUCCUCAGCUCCUGGCUUGCCUUGCGCUCGAGGAAGAUUCUGUCCUGCUGGCACACUGGAGGAAGUCACGUGUCCCAGAGGCACCUUCACUCCUCAUCAAGGAGCGAUAAGUUUGAAGGACUGUCUCAAAUGCCCGGCCGGUUUCUAUUGCCCCGAGGGUACAAGUGACCCCGUGCCGUGUCUGCCGGGCUCCUUUAACCCCUUGGAGGGUCAGGACGAGUUGGCCGACUGCAGAGAGUGCCAUGGGGGCAAGGCCUGCACUCAGGUGGCUCUGACGGCACCAGAUGUGGACUGCAUGCACGGGUUCGUGUGUCCUCCUGGUUCAUCUAAACCCAAUGCCCCAACCAACGCGUGUCCUCCAGGGACACUGAGCAACCGCACGGACCUCACAGAUCGUUCGCAAUGUCAGCAGUGUCCGGCCCGAUACGCUUGUCUUCGAGGAACAGGUGGUAUCCACAGGCCACCUCUCUCCUGUUCUGUCGGCCAUUAUUGUCCACCCGGUACCAAGUUCCCAACCCAGUACAAAUGUCCGGUGGGCACUUGGAGUGGUCAGAGUGGAUUAGAAGCCGAGAUUGAAUGCCAGCCGUGCCCACAGGGCUGGUACUGUUUGGUGGGAUCAGGAGCGCCAUCGGGCCGAUGCAGCUCAGGGCACUACUGUCCAGAAGGGACCGCAUAUGGUUCCCAGUUUCCUUGCCCGGCAGGUACAUACAGCAUCCACAUGGGCAACAGGCAGAAAAAAGAUUGCCUGCCUUGCCCUGAAGGCUCAUUCUGUCUCGAAGGCACCUCCAAACCUGCACCCUGCCCCAUCUCAACAUUUCGCCGUGUGAAAGGAGGUCAGACACUGGAGGACUGCUCUACUUGCCCCGCCGGUUAUUUCUGCUCCCACUCAGCCACCGUUAACCCCAAAGUGUGCGGAGCCGGCAGCUACUCUGACGAAGGCGCUGCAGAGUGUUCUCCGUGCUUGCCGGGCCACUUCUGCAACAAUGAGACCACGAGUGAGGAAGCCAUGUUGAGUGUCAUGGUGUGCCCCCCGGGUUUUCUGUGCUCUCAGGGCUUAGCUCGAGACCCUCGCCGCUCGGCCACCCUCUGUCCUCGUGGCUUCUACUGCCCGGGAGGAGGCAUUGAUCCCCACCCCAUUCCCUGCCCCAAUGGUACGUACAGUGAACAACCUGGUUUAAGUGAGGUCAGCGAGUGCGUGCCGUGUCCUGGGGGGAAGUACUGUUAUUCUCAACACCCUGAGGAGCACCCCAUCACCGCACCUACUGGCCUAUGCCCUGAUGGGCAUUAUUGCCCUAUCGGGACUGGGUACCUGUAUUCCAACCCGUGCCAAGCUGGACAAUACAGGAGCACAGCGUCUGGUCACAGUGGAGAGGCUUGUGUUUCAUGCCCAUCCAGACACUUCUGUGACGGAGCAGGAGUGCACACACCCUCUCUCUGCCCUCAGGGUUUUUACUGUCCCGAAGGAUCAUCCACCGCCCAAACGUGUCCCGAAGGAAGCUAUGGCUCACGCUCAGCUCUCAGUGAUGAGUCUGAGUGUUCCCUUUGCAGUGCCGGUUGGCACUGCGAUGGUGUAGGCCUGACAAAGCCCUCUGGCAUCUGCAAAGGUGGAUUCUACUGCAAAGGGGGAGCCAAGUCUGCAACUCCAUUGGACGGAAAGACGGGUGGUUUGUGCCCUCCAGGAAGUUACUGUCCACCAGCUUCCUCUUCGCCUAUUCCAUGUCCCCCUGGCACCUUCAGCAACAGCUUUGGUCUGGGCAGACCUGAAGAUUGUGUCAGCUGUCCACCAGGGUUGUAUUGUCUCGGUUCCAACAACACCUCCCCGUCUGGCUCCUGCUCUCCUGGAUAUUACUGCACUGGCGGUUCAGCUUCUCCUAUUCAACAUGAGGCAGAGCAGGGUCACUACACACUAGAAGGAGCAGUCAGGCCAGAGCCUUGUCCUCUUGGAACUUUCCAGCCACGCCGAGGUGCACAAUCGUGCGUGCAAUGUCAAGGAGGUCAACUGUGCAACCAGACAGGCUUAUCCCUGCCAUUACAGUGCCCAAAAGGAUCUUACUGUCCUCCAGGAUCUUCUUUUCCUCACCCCUGUCCUACAGGGUGGUAUUCCGAUGAGCCCGGUGGUGAAAAUGUGCAGCAUUGUCGGCCAUGUGAGGCAGGAUGGUUUUGCAGUAAAGCCGGCCUCGCUUCCCCCGAAGGCCUCUGUGACCCUGGACAUUACUGCACCUCGGCAGCCUCCACAGCCUCUCCUGUUGAAGUGGACUCUGGGGGAGUGUGUCCCGCAGGCUACGUCUGCCCUCGUGGGACAAAACAUCCUCAGCAACACCCCUGUCCAAUUGGAACUUGGAGCAAUAGAGUGGGGGCCCAAAACCUGUCAUCCUGUCUGCCUUGCCCCCCUGGACUUUACUGUAACACAACUGGAAUAAUACAACCAUCCGGGAGAUGUGACACAGGGUUUUAUUGUUCAGGGGGCGCAGUGUCUCCAAAGCCCUUUGAUGGUUUGACGGGGGACAUUUGUCCCAUUGGGCACUACUGCCUCAUGGGUUCAGCCUCGCCUACAACAUGCCCUGAUGGGACCUACACAAACACAACAGGUGCAGGAGCAUGCAGAGAUUGCCCUGCUGGGAGCUACUGUUUAUCAGGAGAGGGCAUUCAACCUUGCCCUUUAGGUCACUAUUGUCUUGCGGGGGAUGUUGAGGGCAUCCUGCCCUGCCCUCCUGGGACAUACAACCCUCAAUUGGGGUUCAGCCAAGUGGAGCAGUGCCUCAUUUGUCCAGCAGGCUUUUACUGUGAGGACUGGGGUCUCUCUCAGCCCACUGGGCCCUGCCAGGCAGGUUAUUACUGCAUAGCAGGUGUGAACCUCCCAAAUCCGGAUGGAAAUUACAGCACUGGAGUUGGAGGAGCAUGUCCCAAGGGAAGAUAUUGUCCUGAGGGCACCAGUCUCCCGCUACCCUGUCCCCUUGGAACCUACUCAGAUCUUCUUUCUGUGACAGAUAUCACUGGCUGCAACCCGUGUCCAGCAGGACAAUUCUGUGCUACUGAAGGUCUGAUUCGACCGUCGGGAAAAUGUCAGACAGGAUUUUACUGUCCAGGUGGAGACUCAGCAGCCACAGGCUCGGAAGGAGGUCUUUGCCCACCCGCUCAUUACUGCCUAGAAGGCAGUUCAGGCCCAGCGUCCUGCCCUGCUGGAUCCUACACAAAUCUCACAGGACAAUCCAGGUGUUCACCCUGCCCUGCUGGCUACUACUGCCCAGAGAAGACGAGCGACUUCGCCAAGUUUCCGUGCGUGCCAGGCUUCUAUUGUCCAGAUGGUACAAGACAUGCCACUCAGUACCCAUGUCCUCGUGGCUACUACAACCCCGAGCACAUGACACAGAGUCUGGACAGCUGCCUGCCUUGCCCCCCUGGACACUACUGUGAGAAGGAGAGGCUGACUCAUGUGUCUGGAAAAUGCAAAGCUGGUUGGUUUUGCGUCUCAGCAGCAUGGAAUUCACAGCCAUUUGACCUGGAUAAUUAUACCAACGCUAACUGUCUGUGUCCCGCCACUGCCACAGGGGGCCGCUGCCAGCCGGGCUUUUACUGCCCAGCAGGUAGCUCAGAGCCCCUUCCUUGUCUGCCAGGAACAUUCUGUAACAUCUCAGGUUUGGCUUCACCGACGGGUCCCUGUUCUCCAGGUUAUUAUUGUAAAGGAGGAGCCACUGAGGCCAAGCCAACAGACAGACAAACAGGCAGCAUCUGUCCAAGUGGGACAUACUGCGUUGAAGGGUCUGGAGAACCACAGUUAUGUCCCGUUGGCACAUUUUCUUCAGUGCCCGGUCUAACCAGCAGGGCCGACUGUCAACCUUGUACCAAAGGGUUCUACUGCAGUAGACCGGGCCUCAGUACACCAACUGGGCCCUGUGAUCAAGGUUAUUGGUGCCCCCCCGGUCAAAUUUCUGCAACAGCUUUUAUAUGUCCACUUGGUCAUUUUUGCCUUAUGGGUAGUGCAGCACCAGAACCUUGUCCAUCGGGAACAUACCAGGACAGAGAGACGCAAGCUAUCUGCAUGACAUGUGAAGCAGGUUACUACUGCGAUCUCAGGCUGAGUCCAGCCAAUGGAUCUUUGCCGAGACUCUGUCCGAAAGGACAUUACUGCCCUGCAGGCACAAGCAUGUCCAAGGAGUACCCGUGCCCCAUAGGCUCAUUCAACCCAAGAGAGCAUGUGGACAGCCUUUCAGGCUGCAUGCCAUGUCCUAGUGGACAUUACUGUCCUUCGCUUGGACUUUCAGAGCCGGCAGGAUCAUGCCUUGCUGGUUUUUUGUGCAAAGGUGGAGCAUCGUCUCCGACCCCUGUGGACGGACUUUCUGGUUCAAAAUGUCCUCUUGGUCAUUACUGCCCAGCAGGUAACACAGCUCCUAUGGAAUGUCCCAUGGGCAGCUGGUCAAACAGUACAGGCCUGCACACACAAGAGGAUUGUCAACCUUGUCUUGCUGGAUUUUACUGUGACAGAACUGGGCUGACUUCCCCUACUGGACGCUGCCUUGAAGGGUUUUAUUGUCUUGGGGGAGCUGUCACACCCACACCUACCGAUGGAAUGACAGGAGGACCUUGUCCUGAAGGCUCCUACUGCCCCGAAGGGACUGCUGAACCAAUACCUUGUGAUCCGGGGACAUAUGUUGCCGUUACACAUGCCACUCAGUGUCAGCCCUGUCAUCCAGGCUGGUACUGUGUGAAUGGCACCUUGCAUCUGUGCCCUCCAGGCUUCUACUGUCCCGAAAGAACUGGCCUUGACUUGAGAAGAUGUCCAGAGGGAACAUAUGGUCCCGAUCCCGGAUAUUGGUCUGUCUCUCAAUGCAAACAGUGUGAUGGUGGCCAUUACUGCUCCUCCACAAAUGGCACAGCUGUCAGUGGAGCGUGUCAGGAAGGAUAUUACUGCUUACGUGGAAACACCGCUCCUCGACCCUUCUCGCAGGCUACGGGAGAGGGGGGGCCCUGUCCUGUUGGCCAUUACUGUCCCCAGGCCAGUAUCCAUCCUCUGCCCUGUCCUCGUGGUACUUUCUCUAACCUCACCAAAUUAACUUCCCAGGAGGAUUGUGAGCCUUGUCUCCCUAGUUACUACUGUGACGCUGCUGGCCUCUCUGCACCUUCCGGAAAAUGCUUGGAAGGUUUCUUCUGCACUGGGGGUGCGGCUCGGCCCGACCCACGUUCGCUAGAAGACGGUGGCAGACUGUGCCCAAAAGGUUAUUACUGUUCCGAGGGCUCUGCGACUCCUCAGCUCUGCCCUCUGGGAACCAUCAGCACAGAGGACGGCCGAGCCAGCUGCAGCGCCUGUCCCCAGGGGUUCUAUUGUCCUGGAAGUAGUAAUGGUUCUUUCUAUGAGUGUCCAAUGGGUCAUUACUGCCCAGUUGGAACAUGGUCCAAAUUCCUCUACCCAUGUCCAGCUGGGUCCAUCAAUCCCUUCACUCAGAUGGCAAAGGCCGAGGACUGCCUUCCAUGCCCGCCAGGUUUGUUCUGUGCAUCACGCGGGAUGGCUGUUGCAUCAGGACAGUGUAAGGCUGGUUAUUACUGCACUGCAGGGUCUUGGUCACCCACACCGGCCGAUGACGGGUUGACAGGAGACCGCUGUCCUGAGGGCCAUUAUUGCCCCCAGGGCUCCUCGGCUCCAUUAGCUUGUCCCAUAGGACAUUACAGCAACCAAACCAGGAACAGUCAAAUAUCGGACUGCCUGCCGUGUCCUUCAGGGUUCCUCUGUACCACCAGAGGGCUCUCUUUCCCUUCUCUCAUGUGCUCAGCAGGGUUCUACUGUCCGAGCUUCAAUGCAUCAAUACCUUGCCCUUCUGGGAACAGGUGUCCACCUGGAUCUCACAGACCAGUACCCUGUUUGCCUGGGACCUUUCAAAAUCAACCUGGGCAAGCUGACUGUGUUACAUGCCCAGCGGGAUUUUACUGUGCCGGCUUCAUGGAUGUCGCAGGCAAUAUGUCCUGGAUUUUAACUCCCACGCUGUGCCCGAAAGGACACUAUUGCCCACCAGGGUCACAGUCUGGUGUAGCAUUCCCAUGCCCAGUUGGUACCUUCAGUGACCAUAUGGGUUUGUCCUUUGAGUGGGGCUGCGAACUCUGUCCUCCUGGUGCGUACUGUGCUUCCUCUGGAUUGGUAGCCCCCAGUGGGCUCUGCUCUGCUGGUUACCUCUGCAUCCACGGGUCCGUCUCUGCCCAGCCUGAGGACGGACGAACUGGGGGGCGGUGCCCUGCAGGGUAUUACUGCCCAAAGGGUGCCAGCAUUAUGGUUGCAUGUCCUGCAGGCACUUUUAGCUCCAUCGAAGGCGCAUCGUCUGUGGAUGACUGUCAGCUUUGUUUGCCUGGCCAUUACUGUGCCCAAGUUGGCCUCUCGUCCCCAUCUGGACCCUGCAAGCCUGGAUUUUACUGCAUGGAGGGGUCCACAACUCCCACACCCUUUUUUAAUAUGACAGGAGGUGGUGUAUCUCCAUUUGCAAUUCCUGAUGAAUCAACUCCGGCUCAGUUCCGUGGAGCCGUGUGUCCUGCUGGCCACUAUUGUGUUGAAGGGAGCAUGAAACCAAGAGCUUGUCCCCCAGGCACUUUCCAAGGGAAGGUGGGGGCUGAGUCGGAAGACGACUGUGAAGCCUGCUACCCGGGGUCCUACUGCCCUUCUUGGGCCCAGACCUCUGUCAAGCUCUUCUGUCCUCCAGGUUGGUUCUGCCCAUUGGGGUCCGUGUCUGGAAAUCAGUCAGGAUAUCAGUGCCCGCCUGGCCAUGCGUGUCCAUAUGGUAGUGCUAAACCUUCCAUCUGUGACCCCGGAACAUUUCAAUCAUCAUCUGGACAAUCUGCAUGCAACAGCUGCCCACCAGGUUUUUACUGCACGGAGGGUGCAUCGGUGCCAUCGCCGUGUCCGAGGGGCACUGUCGGUCCGUCACCCGGUAUGACGUCCCUCAGUGACUGCACUUCUUGCCCCCGAGGAAACUUCUGCAACAGCACCGCUCUGACUGAGCCGUCUGGAGCCUGCAGCCCAGGAUAUUUUUGUUUACUUGGGUCCACUGAGCCGUCUCCUGUCUCCCAGCCUCAUGGAGAUAUUUGCCCCCCUGGACACUUCUGCCUUCCGGGUAGUGAAUCACCCAAACCCUGUCUUGUUGGCACUUUCCUUCCUGAGCCAGGUGCUUCCUCCAUGUCUCACUGCCGCCCCUGCCCACCUGGGAAAUACUGCCUUGGUCCCGGAGCCUCACAGCCUACAGGUUUGUGUUCUGCGGGAUUCUUUUGUACCGUAGGUGCAGCCAGUCCAACACCACGAGCCAACUCCUUUCAGUUCAGCUGUCUUCAUGCAAUACUUCGGGAAGUAUACCUAAUAAAGAUGGAGAAUGUGUCCUGGAUGGACAACAUGUCAUGUUUCCACAACUCCUGCAAUACAGAGAGAGACUCCAAGUUGGUCAAACUGGAUACUCAGUCAGAUUCACACCAUUCACCGCUACACCUCAAGAGUCCCCAUUAUGGGAAAUGUGCCACAUUUAGAGGAGAUAUAUGCCCCAAGGGUUUUUAUUGUCCUGUGGGUUCUGCCUACCCGCAGCUUUGUGAGAGGGGCUCUUACUGUAACCAAACUGGCCUCGAAGCCCCAGUUGGACCCUGUGUUGCAGGAUACUACUGCCCAAGAGGUUCUGAAGACCCCCAUGCCUCCCUUUGCCCUGCAGGGCACUACUGCCCACUUGGAACACCUUUUCCGCUUGCCUGCCCUCUUGGGACAAUACAAAACUCUGUUGGUGGGUUCUCAGCGGAGUCAUGUCAGCUGUGUCCUGCGGGUCAUUACUGUCAUCAGAUCGGCUCGAGUGAGCCAAGUGGCCAGUGUGCAGACGGCUACUACUGUCCUCCGGGACAGAGCUCAGAGAGACCACAACAGCAUGCCUGCCCAGUGGGACACUACUGUGAGAAGGGCAGUGUGGAACCAACACCUUGCCAUCCGGGCAGCUACCAGCUGAGAAAGGGCCGGCGAAGCUGUGAGAAUUGCUCUCCUGGGUUCUACUGUCAAGGUCAAGGAACUACCUCUGCAGUUCUCUGCGAGAGAGGUUUUUACUGUCCGAGUAAAUCAGCAACUCCACGCCCCUGCCCAGCGGGCUCCUAUGGAAAUCUGACAGGCUUGAUUGAAGCACGGCAGUGCUCUUUGUGCGACCCUGGAAUGUACUGCCGAGGAUCAGGGAGGUCUUUUCCAAGUGGCCCGUGCGCUGCAGGGUUUGUUUGCGUUGGGGGAGCCUCUGAACCAUCCCCAGUGGACAAUGUGACUGGCUUCCCGUGCCCUCGUGGUUUCUUCUGCUCUGCUGGGAUUUUGGUACCACAGCCAUGCCCCAAAGGAACAUUCAGUGACCAGAGUAGGUUGACGGAUGAAUCGCAGUGUCGUCAUUGCAGCCCAGGCUUCUACUGCUCAGAGACGGGCCUCUCGGCAGUGUCUGGACCCUGCCUAGCUGGGUUUUACUGUCUCGAGGGAUCACAGAGGGCUGCACCAAUAUCAAGUGUAUCUGGAGGCAUUUGUCCAGCCGGCCACUACUGUCCAGAAGGCAGUACUGUCCCCUCACCCUGCCCAACUGGCUCCUUCCGAAAUGAGACCGGAGGAAAAGGCAAAGACGACUGCAAGCCUUGCCUUCCUGGUUUCUACCAAGAUUUCUCAGGCCAGAUUGAGUGUAGACGCUGUCCUCCCGGAUUCCACUGUGAGACUCUCAGACUUAGCUCAACCAGGGGGAGUUCUUCUGGACUAUCCAGUCCUUUGCCCUGCCCUGUUGGUUUCUUUUGUCCCAGGGAAAGUCCCGAUGGAAGGCCUGUUCCUUGCCCCAAAGGCACAUAUGGGCCCAGUCAGGGUCUCACCUCUAAAGGUGAGUGCUUAGCCUGUCCUGCAGGUCUGUUCUGCGGAUCUGAAGGUUUAGCGGAACCCUCUGGAUGGUGCCUGGAUGGAUUUCUUUGCCUGAUUGGAGCCAUGGUCCCAAACCCCAUUGACAACACGACUGGGUCUCUUUGUCCACCUGGCAGGUUUUGCCAAGAGGGGCUUAAAGCGGGAAACUGUUGGUCUGGAUUUUAUUGUGGCUGGGGUUCGAGCAAGGCAGAUCAGACUCUUUGUCCGGCUGGUUUCUUUUGCCCUCGUGGAACACCAGCCCCCGUUCCCUGUCCCGCAGGAACAUUUAGCUCUAUUCCAGGCAACUCGCACCUGAGCAACUGUACUCAAUGUACUGCUGGAUACUACUGUGAAGUUGAAGGGACUGUGCAGCCCAAACUGUGUCCCGCUGGCUAUUACUGUCCACCAGGAAUGACACAAGGAAUGGGCUUACCCUGUCCAAUCGGUACCAUUCAGAACCAGUUUGGUGCUUCAAGCCUUGACGCUUGCCUUCCCUGCCCUGCUGGAAUGUUUUGUUCCCAGCCUGGUCUUUCCCAUCCCACAGGAUUGUGUGAGGCUGGAUAUUAUUGUCCAAGUGUAUCCACCAGCAAUCUCUCUUCUGAAUAUCAGAAUAAUUCUACCAGGAGUCAUCUUUGUCCUCCUGGCUACUAUUGCCCCGCUGGAACGAAAAAUCCAAUUCCGUGCCCUGCAGGCUCUCUAUCCGUCUCCCGAGGUCUAAAGGUCGUUGAUGACUGCCCUCCUUGCCCCCCUGGACAGUUUUGUGAUAGACCUGCAAGUACACAGCUCUCUGAUGCUCUCCCAUGUCAUGCCGGUUAUGUUUGCCUUGGCGGCAAUACUAGUCCCACCCCGUCUGACGGUUUCCAUGGCUACCGUUGCCCUGCUGGCCACGCCUGUCCUAUUGGGUCAGCCACAGCGCUGCCAUGCGAGCCUGGCACCUACAGCCCAGUUUCCGGAGCCGGCGAGUGCAUUGUAUGCCCCAGAGGAAUGAUGUGUUCCUCCUCAGCCACCUUGGAGCCCGCCAUCUGCCCACUCGGUCACUAUUGUCCCGUUGGAACAGCCCUGCCUCAACCUUGCCCUUUAGGGACUUUCAACAAUCAGACAGGCGCACACUCCCCCUCACUCUGCACAACUUGUCCUCCUGGAUUGUACUGCAGCACAUAUGGGGCCUCAUCACCACAAGGUUCUUGUUUGCAAGGCUAUUUUUGCAAGGGUGGAGCCACGGGACCAACUCCACAAAACUCAGAUAACUUCCCUGACAAUGAGCCUUGCCCUGCAGGUCGCUACUGCCCGGCGGGGUGCCUCUCUCCAAUUCCUUGCCCUAUUGGCAGCAUCCGCAACACUACUGGAGGCGUGUCAAUGGAGACCUGUCCUGCAGGUCACUACUGCUCUGCCGAAGGUCUCAUUAGCCCUAGUGGGCCCUGUGCGGCUGGUUUCUACUGCCCUUUUGACUUCUCUUCAACCACUCCAUAUGCCUUCCCGUGCCCCAAGGGCCACUACUGCCCACAAGGUUCGCCUCUUCCCCUACCAUGUCCCAGUGGAGAGUACCAGCCAAAUCCAGGCUCAGACUACUGCAUCCCCUGUCGACCUGGCUUCUUUUGUGAGGAGCCCAUUAUAGGAGAGCCUCAAAUCUGCCCACCACAUUUCUUCUGCCCAGCAGGUACCAUGGUGCCUCAUCCAUGCCCGAAUGGAUCAUACAGUGAACCAAACAAGGGAGGACUACAGGAGGCCCGGGAGUGUUUACCCUGUCCUCCAGGGCGAUUCUGCAGAGCUGGUAAGAUACAAGGCAUGUGUGCUGCAGGGUAUCUUUGCAUCUCUGGGAGUGCAGAUUUCACCCCUCAGGGAUCAUUACCCGACCUGACCCAGUGUCAGUGGGGUGUGCAGUGUGCUGGGCCAUGUCCACCAGGCUUCUACUGUCCUGAGGGCACUGAAAAGGCUGUGAUGUGUCCUGAAAACACCGUCAGAAAUUACUCAGGCGGUGCCAGCGCACAGGACUGUUUAACAUGUCCAACUCGACACUGGUGCCAAGCUGGAGAGCCGAGUCCUCGUCUGUGCCCCGCUGGUCAUUACUGUAACGGUUUUUCUGAAGCUGACAGUGAUGGAUGGAGCGGGCCCAAGCCUUGUCCCGUGUACACCUAUCGAGCCUCUCCCGGAGCGGGCAGUAAGAGCGACUGCCUUCCCUGCCCUCCCGGUUCCCACUGCAACAGCACAGGGCUUGCAGACUAUUCCAACACUCCUUGCCCACCUGGAUUCUGGUGUAGCGGCUCUGGAGCGCCCAUCUUCUGCCCAGCGGGCACCAAGAGGAGGUUUCCUGGUGCUGCUGACCCAAGCCAAUGUGAGCCUUGUGCUGGGGGGACCUAUUGCCCAGACCCUCAGGCUACGGGGAAGCCCAAUGUGGAGGGCAUCCCAUGCAGGGCCUCUUACGAAUGCCCCAUGGGGUCAGCCUCAGAGAAGUUGUGCAGAGCUGGCUCAUACUGUGGACCACGGACUGCUGAGUCUCAAAUCUGUCCAGCGGGUUAUGUUUGUACAGCAGGGUCACAUUCCUACAAUCUUCCCGAACAACUCUGCCCCUUUCCCUUCUACUGCCCAGCCAACAGCUCUUCAAUGAAGUCUUGCGAUGGAGGCUCAAAGCCUGUCAAUGCCAGCGAGCUUCGAGGAUCCAAAAAGUGCUGCUGCAGUGUAUGUGAGGGUGGCACCUAUCGACCUUACCUAUCAACUGUCUUACAAUGUCUGCGGUGCCCUCCAGGAUACUUCUGCCCACCAGGCACAGACGACUACAAGCGCAAUUCUUGCCCUGAGGGAUACGUAUGUCCAUCUGGAUCCAUACGGCCGACACCUUGUCCCCCUGGCUCCUUUGGCAAUCUGAGCAAAGCGCAGACACUCACGAGCUGUCACUCAUGUCCGGCUGACACCUUCAACCACCUAGAUGCACAGAGAGCCUGCUUCCCUUGUGGCAGCUCCUCCACUUCGCCACCAGGUUCUUCGUCUUGUACCUGCAUUGGCAAAAAUCGCUCUUUUCAGCGCUCGGAUGGUGCAUGCUUGUGUAGGACUGGCUUCAUCUUUUAUAACGAGCUGGAUUUCAAAAGCACUACUUCUGAUAGUUCGCUGGACUGCCAGCCUGAGAUGUAUAUGAGGUGCGGUCCAGGCCAGGUUAGGCUGGCUGCAUCCAGAGAGUGUGUAUCACCUUCCCUUUACUCCUGUAAUGUAACCUGUGGAUCAAAUGGAGGAACUCUUGAUGUGGAGAUGGGCAUCUGCCACUGUAAGCGAUACGUGUCUGCUGAGGAGCUUUGCAACACUUCCUGCCGCUCCAAAAUGCCUCAACUCUCGGCCCGUUUCUCUCCGGAUGGACGUUUGUUCCUCAGCAUCAAAGAGAAUGACAGCACACUCUGGGUCAAAACUUUAGUGGAUGUUUUCGGACCAGAUCCCCUUCCAAAGAAUAUCGGCAAAAUCCAUUUGGUUGAGUUUGACUCUCAAGGAGUGUUUGGUUGGAUUCCCAAACAAAGAGAGGACAUUGAAAUGUUUCUUUCCGAUGCCCGGGCUCCCACACGGAGAAAGAGGAGAAGUGCAGAAGACCAUGAGUGGGACUUGCCUGUCCUUCCUCGUAUUCCAAACCCUGUUGCUUGUCUCUCCACUGGUGAUAUGCUAAUUUUCCAUCUAACCAUUAACCACACAGAUCGCAGUCUGAGCCACUUCCCGUUCUAUGAGAAAGACCACUUGUUUAACAAUAACCCCAGCUGGGACUUUGGAGUCUUCAGACGUGUGCAGACACUCAUCAAGCAGUCAAAUCUGAAUAACACGUGGUUUGCCCAUGCUUUUUCGGAAACGGGGAAAUAUGUCUUUCUGGACAGCGCGGUCCCAGAUUGGAGUUUGGUGGUCGUGGUAAGUGAGGAUGGGACAGAAUGUGAUCGCCGGGCCUCGGCCUUCCAGGCAAUGACCCCAGCACAGCUUGUCAGUUAUGGAGUCAUCAAGCAGCACCAACUAAACCUUUUACCGGAUUGGAGAACAAUUGCAGGCCUCCUGAGUCUGCUCUUAGUCGUCGUAGUGGCCGUGACCACAACAUUUGUGGUUCUUUGGCCCAGCAAAUCCAAGGUGGUGUCCCAGUGGAGGACAAAGCCCAAGUGGCGCAGCCUUGGAGACCCCCCGCGUCCUGUAGAGUGCUCAUGCAGUGGAGACGGUUUAUGUGGCUCUCCAGGCAGUCGAGGUGUUGGAGAGGGAGCCGAAGCUGAGGAGCCCACUAUCUCUAAAGGAAUUGUAUCGGUGUUCUGCGAUUUGGAGGAGUUCAAUGUGAAGACGUUGUAUGACAAAUUGGAAGAUCAAAACCUUCACGUGGCCUCGCAGCUGGCGCGACAUCGCAAGGAUACGCAGCAGUUUUACCGGAACAUUGUUCAACAGAUUGACGCCCUACAGAAUGUAUUUGAAGAAAUGGAUGGUAAAAAUCUGAAUCUCCUAAAACGACUACUAGCAUCUCAGAAUUCGACGAGGUCGAAACCAUACAACAAGUCUGUUAAAAAGAUGAAUGAUGAAGUUGGUGAAUCCUCAGCAUUACUGGAAGCUGUUCUCAAAUCUGUGGAGGCACUCUUAUGGAAGCUAAACCAAGAGACUUGGCAGCCCUGUCUCUCACAGAUCCACAGCAAGCCCCCUGAUGCCAUGGAAUAUGAACGACAAACUCAGACCAGUAACAUCAAGACAACACCGGUUUCAUCUCUAAAUUCGACCCAAACGGAAGCACUUCCCCACGAUGCACUCCAUUUACAGACGCCUGCUCCUCGUCUCAAUGAUGUGGAUUUAUCCAAGCUAGUCAGCAUAUCUCCCUUGUAUAAGACUUUACAAGAGAUCCAGCAAUCCCUGCAAAAUCUCAACCCAGCUGAUCCCGUUCAGUUUCUCCCCAAUGUGAUCUGUAAUUCAUCCCAAGCGAAGCCUAAAGUGCCACUCGUUCCAACUGCGCUGGACAGCCUCUCUCCCCAGCACUCCGCUGUUUUCCUAUUUGGCUGCCGGGUCAUGGAAGUGCUUGAGAAAUGCUCCUUGUUCCCCUCCUCCGUGCUCCUCACAUUGACCAAGUCUCUCCCACCUUCGCCAUCAUGCUCUGAUAACAGCCUGCUGGCACACUGCAGGGGGGACUUUUAUUUUGACGCCGGCCAUCAAGUUCUUUAUCUGUCCGAGGCUAAGCUCGAGCACGUGGGGCAUUUUAUCGCCACCAUUCUUCAAUCCAUGGCUCACAUAGCGUCAGGAAAUGAUGCCCAGUGCUUCAUGCUGGCUCUUCAUGAGGCUGUCUCGGCUCUGAGUCUCCAACUAUUCAGCAUGUCUUUCAAACAGAGCACAGCAGAGGGUGCACUGAGUGAGGAAUUUACCAACAUCAGAUUCCCCGAAGAAGCGCACUUCACUGAGCAUCUAUUAGAUGCAAGAGUGGAGCAAUACAAGAAUUGUAUGUUAGAGCAGCUCUUUGCAAAUCUCCCACAAAAUACAACUGAGGAGAUUCAGACAGCUUUACCAGAAUACGGGACUCCAAUGGAGAUGUCCUGUGUGCAAGAGGAGAUAGACCGCAUGAACGAAGGCUUCUUGGAGAUCAGCAGACAGCUGCAGGCGAGAGCUCGUGGGAGCAUGAUGAAAGAGAAAGAAGACCAAUCUGUGAAUGCAGCUCCACCAAGCCUCAGUCCUAAUGGAACAAUCCUAUUAGAUUUGAAGAGACGUUAUAUAUCACAGCGCCUCGAUGAGCUCCAAAUCACAUUGGAGCGCAUCGGGCAGCAGCAGCAGCGAAGAAGCAAGUCCAGCGCUGGGACAAACACGUGCAGCAACGCCACUCAGCAGGCGUCGGCAGCGAGCUGUGCUGGCACGGAACAUUUGUGAUUCCUCCUGCGGUAUUCCAACUGGCCGCAGUCGAGGCCAGGAACCAGCGGAGACAGAGGUCUUGAUAAGAGUGACCUUGAGAGUCACAUUUCAGCACAAGAGAGUUGACUCCAGAGUUGAAACUUUGACACGCUACCGGGCUCACACAUACCACAGAGUCCACACAUGCUGAAUAAUUGACAUCUUAGUUUAAAAUAAAAACAACAAAGACAUGUGACCAGCUUGUGAUUCGGACAAAAUAUAGUUUUCCUUUUUGACUGGCCUCAAUGUUAGUUACAUCUGCUCAAUCAGUUUUACGCACACUAAAAAGACCAAAUAAAAGGAAAUCAGAACCAUUUCAAACAAUAGUCUUAUUAACAUUUUUCCCCCUCAAUAUUGCGAUUGCGAUCUAAUAGGCGAUAUUUUUUUCCCAUGGUCAUCCACCCUUGUAUUUUUCAAGAGACAGUCAAUAAAUGUAUCUGUAUUACAAUAAACAAUUGUAGAAUUUACAGGUUAGGUUGAAAAAACUAAGCGGAAUGAACCAGGAACGAAUAUGAAAGACUGUUUGUUUUCCUUAAUUGGAGUUAACUUACUCAACUCUUUGACUUGACACUUUGGCAGUAUUGUUUCAGUGUUCACUACAACUUGUACUUGACAAGUGAGGCGGAAAGAUAGUGGAAGUCACGGAAUCAGAGUACAGUCCAACAAUAAUGCAAACACAUCUGUGGCUUGAGCACUUCGUUUCAUGAAACGAUAUGUAAACAUGUUGACUGGGCACAAUGCAAAUCAAUACUUCCGUAUUUCUUGUAUGUUGUUCAAAUCGUUGAUGUCGACUUGUUUGAUAGGCCCUUCAUUAGUAUCCUCGAAUUAAGACAAUAAACAUCAU